UCCAAUGGCAAUCAAAGUAAUGAGUAUUCAUAUGCGAAAGCUCAAUUCUCUUUCUAAUUCUUUGCAUCAAAUUCUCAUCCCACAAUUUCCUAAAUCAUUAACCUUUUCAAACAUUCCUGUUCAAAAAAGCUUCAAUCAUUCAAACCCUAGCCAACAAACCUAUUACAGAAAACAAAUUUCACUUGCCAAUCUUUUACAAAGGUAUGGUUUUCCUGCUUCUGAACUUCAUUAUUUUCUUACAAAGAACAAGUUUUUAUUGAAUUCAGAUCUAUCAGAAAUUGAACAAUCUUUAGGAAUGUUAUUGUUGUCGUUUAAAUUGCCACAAAAUUUGCUUGUUUCAUUGGUAUGUGGGUCCCCUAGUGUUCUAAAUUUGGAAUUUUUGAAGAAAUGGGAGGUGGGUAUUACUUCAUUAGGGAUGUCAGCUAGUUCUUCAAGGGUUUUAUGUAGCAUUCUAGAGUUUUCUAGAAGGUUUAGGAUUGACCCAGAUAGAUUUUCUAGCUGUAUUGGGAUUUUGAAGGUUUUAGGGUUUAGGGAUGGAACCAUAAUUAGGGUUUUAGAGGGUUUUCCUGGGGUUGUUAUGAUCAAUGAAAAUGAAAUUAAGAAAAGGAUUAAUUAUUGGGUAUUUUUAGGGUACAAAAGAGAUGCUAUUGAUAAGAUUUAUAGUUCUUUCCCUAGAGUUUUAGGGUUUCAGGUAGAGAAUAGAUUGAAACCUUUGCUGAAUGAGUUUCUUGAUAUGGGUUUUCCAAAGAAAAUGAUUAUACAAGAGAUUGUUAGAGAACCAAGAAUUCUUAGUAUGGAGCUUGGUGAGCUGUGGCAAUGUGUAGAGUUGCUUAAGAAGUUGAAGUGUAGAGAAUCAAUCAAGGAGAAGAUAUUUGGUGACGGAGAGUUCAAAGCCGGAUUUGCUGUGAAAAUGAGAGUUGAUUGCUUGUGUAGAUAUGGGUUGAUCCGAAGAGAUGCUUUGUACGUUUUGAAAAGGGAGCCAAGAUUAAUAACAUAUGACAUUGAGGAUAUUGAAAAGAAGAUUAAGUUUCUUUUAGAAAGGAUGAAUUACAACAUUGAAUGUUUGAUCGAGGUCCCGGAAUAUUUGGGAGUGAAUUUUGAUAAACAAAUUGUUCCAAGGUUUGAUGUGAUUGAGUACUUGAGAUCAAGAGGUGGGCUUGGUUUUGAGGUGGGAUUGAGGGAUAUUAUAAAACCAAGUAGGCUUAGAUUUUACAAUCUCUAUGUAAAGCCAUAUCCCGAGUGUGAGAAUAUCUAUGGUAGGUUUUUUGAAUAUGUUGGAAAGAAGACUCGACAUCCUGUUGGACUUUGGAAACAAUUCAAACCUCCAAAGUUUCCAGUGUCGAGAGAAGAUGUGGUGAACUUGAAAUCAUUUACGGAAUCCUUGGUUUGACGUAUGGUGAUGACUAUUUCUCCAAGUGAUCCUAACUAAGAGCUCUCAACUGAGUCGGAGGUAUUCUAUGAGCUAGAUAUAUGUAUGAUGAUGAUGAUGAUGAAGAGUAGAGUCGGAGGUAGUUUUGAUUCCAAUACUUCCAUGGAAGCCUUUGAAACGUAUAAUGCAGCCAGAGGGAAUAGCACUUAUGCGAAUAACGUCAAUAUAGAACGAGAUUGGUGUUGCGUAGGACACAGAUUGAUGAACUUUUCAAGUUCUACUUUCCUGUUCGAAAAUAGCGAACCUGCUAGCCUUUGGUACUAUACCUAUCUAAAUUCCAAUGUGUAAUCUUAGUAGCUGCGGGCCUGCGGCUUCCUUGUUUAAGCUUGAGCUGUUGAUAAUGCGAUGAGAAACUACAAAGCAGCUUUGACUUAUAUUUGCGUAGCUAGAGCAUAAGAAGACAUGAAACAAGGAAUCCUUAGUUUGACGUAGAAGCCGGUGAUGAUUUUAUCUCCAAUAUGAUCAUAUUUAAGAGCUCUUAACUGAGUCGGAUGUAGUUUGAUUUUGAUACAUCCACCGAAGCCUUUGGAUGUAUGACAUUGAACGACAAUAUGGAAUGAAAUCAGUGUUGCAUAAGACAUGGAGAUCAAUUUACUUUUAUGCUCUGCUUUCCAUCAGAUGUGCAAUCGUUGCAGCUGAUGCCUAUUUGUUUAAGCUUAAGCACACUGUUGAAUAUGGUGACUCUAACUAGUAGCACCAUUGAAGAAGAUGAAUCAAGGGCUGGGUUCACGUGGGAAUCCAGUGGGCUACCACCGACUCGGUGUGGUGAAGGCUUUGAAGAAGCUGAGUCGUCGCUGUGGGCUGGACUUGAAGCUGUUGUACAGAAGCAAACGCCUAGUCGGGGUCCAUGGCAUUUGGAGGACAGCCGACUCGCGGUGGAGGCUCUGCCGAGUUGAGUUUUUGUCCAGAAUGUGAAGCCGACUCGACGGUAGUGUGGGUGUGGAGUGCAGCCGAAUCGGCUGUGGUCUGCGGAAACAAUGGGAGCAGUUUUUCCCACUUAUUUGGCCGGUUAUUUCAUGACUUGGGAGCCCAAGUAUUUUCUAGUUUAGGGAUUAAUAUAUAUAUAAACUUCCUCCUAUUAGUGCUAGGGUUUUUUCAACCCACAGAUUAGAGAGAGCACACAUUGUGGCAUUGUUGUGGUAGAGAAAUACUUGAUUCAUCUUUGUAAUUCUUUGGGGUGUAUAGUAAAAUUAUUUGUUCUUGGUGUCUGUAGCAAUCACAUUGACACAUUGAUAGUGAAUCACAUGUGUUGUUUUUA
Messenger RNA from Amaranthus tricolor (Joseph's coat), 2687 nucleotides. Its product is annotated as transcription termination factor MTERF15, mitochondrial. Gene Ontology annotation, molecular function: double-stranded DNA binding. Gene Ontology annotation, biological process: regulation of DNA-templated transcription. Lineage: Eukaryota; Viridiplantae; Streptophyta; Magnoliopsida; Caryophyllales; Amaranthaceae. The record is from RefSeq and is a predicted model, not a curated record. The coding region runs from base 5 to 1390 and encodes 461 amino acids. The transcript has a single exon.